This is a messenger RNA of Saccostrea cuccullata (small rock oyster), 1458 nucleotides long. RefSeq lists its product as uncharacterized. The record is from RefSeq and is a predicted model, not a curated record. Gene Ontology annotation, molecular function: ubiquitin protein ligase activity. The transcript is spliced from 2 exons. Gene Ontology annotation, biological process: proteasome-mediated ubiquitin-dependent protein catabolic process; protein polyubiquitination. The coding region runs from base 1 to 1458 and encodes 485 amino acids. NCBI's taxonomy places the organism in Eukaryota, Metazoa, Mollusca, Bivalvia, Ostreida, Ostreidae.
AUGGCCAGCAGGAAAACAAUGGCGCAAGACGUCAUCCUGUGUCACCUCUGUGACAGGAGAGCCGCUCAGCUUCACUGCCUCCAUAAAGGUCAUGAUGUUGUUGAUUUUUCUGAAAUCAUUGAUACAGCAAAACACGAAAUACAAGAAAACACUGCUAGUCUUGAAGAUAUCCUUCCUCAGUUUGAAGAAGCAGAAAGCCAUAUCGAGUCCAAAAUAGCAGAUUCAUUUUCAAGAUGUGAUGAAAUGCAAACAUUAGCUGUAGAACACGGGAAGAAAUGGCAUCAGGUUAUUGAUGAUAUUGUUCAGAAAAACAAAGAUCUCAUUUCUGAAAUGAAAGAAUCUGGCAGCAGAGAUUUGAGAAAGUGUCAAACAGAAAUCAUGGAUACAAUCCAAGUCUUAAUGCAAGCAGUUCAAAAGAAUAAAAAGGUCAUUCAAUCUGUUGAUGCAAAUGAAAUAAGUCAAUACGAAUUACCAUCACAAAAUUUAUACAGAGAUAUUUUAUUGAAUGUUGAAUUUAGACUUCCAAUAUUUGUCCCCAAACCACCAGAUUCAAUUCAACUACAUAAACUUUUCGGAGAACUGAUUGGUCCUGUGAUUUUACCUCAGACCAGCGAAAGAAAGGCACUAAUCUCAAAAACACGAAAUUUAUUAGAUAAAGCUAUUGAAAUUAGAACAUUUACAACUGAGAACAACUUGAGGAAAUUUGCAUGCCUUGGAACUGAAGAGGUUUGGAUUUCAUACAAUGAAAAGUCAAUCAUCCACAGAGUCAACACAAAGGGUGAUAUACAGGAGACUGUUAUAUCCAGUUGUCUGGAAUGGAAUGGUCACCCUAGCGACAUUUCGAUUUCAAGAAAUGGAGAGCUGAUGUACACAGAUAGAAUGAAUAGAUCAAUUAAUAUUGUCAGGGAGGGGAAAUCUUCUAACUUUAUCUCGGUUGAAAAGGAAUGGGAGCCACUAGGGUUGUGCUGUACGAAAUCAGGUGAAUUGCUUGUCGGCAUGGGUACCAGUGACGACAAAAGAUACAAGAUAGUACGCUAUGGAGGACGACAAGUAAACCAAGAAAUAGAGAAAGAUGACCAUGGGGAUUGUUUGUUUGGUGAGGGAAACAAAAUGUUCUAUGUGACGGAGAAUGUCAAUGGGGAUAUCUGUGUUUCUGAUGUCAACGCCAGGGCCGUUGUUGUGAUUAACCAAUCAGGAAAGCUUCGAUACCGAUAUAAAGGAAUACAUGCAACGGAGAAAAGUUUUAUUCCAUCAAAUAUUGCUACGGACUGUAAUGGUCGUAUCCUGGUGGGGGGUCAAGGGAAUAAAUGUAUCCAUGUCAUUGAUCAGGACGGACAGUUUCUCCGUAGCAUAAGUAGUUAUGAUUCAUGUACGUUAAGUAUUGACGAUCUCGGACGAUUAUGGGUGGGAAAGUUUGGAGGAAGUGAAGUGAAAGUUAUCAGAUAUACCGAACAAUAA